UAAUCUCUGCUUUCCUCUUCGUUUUGGUAAAAACCAUUCUUUUCCUACUCAAAAUUUCAAUCCCAAUUUCGAAACCCUCGCCCCCAAAUCCCUAUCUUCUCUCUUGCUCUCCAAAGCUCCCACCUUUCUGGGUUUCACUGUGCCGAUGAGCGAGGGCUUCUUCGUCCCUCAUCAAAGUUUUGGCUGAAACAAUGAGAGGGAGAAACUCAUCAAGAGUCUUUCCUGGACUCGGAAGAUGUUCUAGGAAAGAGCAUGUAGAAAGCUGCAAGGCUAAUAAGGGUAAGAGUGUUAGCAAAGUUGAGAUCAUCGAUCUAGAUGACGACGACGAUGUCAUUGACAUCAAUGAUACACGGGGUUCCAGUACUUCGAGACAAAACAGAGAAUUCAGUACUAUCAUUGAUGUAGAUGAUGACGAUGAUGCGAGUUAUGACACCGAUUCUGUAGUUUCUGUUGAAGAUGUCGGGGACCUGGACAGUGAUGCCACCUCAAGCAAAAGUAGGUUUUCUCCUGCUCACUAUAGGAGGAAUUUCGUACGCUCAAAUAGAGAUGAAUGUCAAGUUGUCCAGCAAAAGAGUUCUCCCUCCAAGGGUUCAAAAGGAAAGCAAACCUAUUCUAGUAAAGCUCCACGUAGAUAUGGUUAUGGCCUAUAUUCUGAGUCCUGUUCCUCUGAUACUGAUUAUUCUGAUUGUGAGUUGAUAGAACCUUCAGUGCUCCAUGAAAAUUGGAAAAAAGCUUCACAAAAGGGUAAACAUGUUUUUCGUAAUUGCCAGUCGGAUCCAGAGGAACAAACGGGUAAAUCUGGUUUUCACGGUGAUACUGUUGAUGGGGAGAUUAGGGCAGAACCGCCUGCAGAGGCUCCUGUUUGUUCUAGUUCAGACCAUGUAAACUGUGAAAAAGAAAGCCCUCCAGACUUGGGAACUUGUGAUCAACACUUUAAUAGUAGUUCUUUUGAGGCCAAAAUGAAGACUUCUUCUGUGGAGUCCAAUCAGGAUGUUGCUGUGGAUAGUUCUCCAUUUGAUAAACCUGGGUCAGUUAAAGUAACAGAAAGCCUACGUAAGAAUGAUGAUUUUCAGCAUGUAGGAGGCACAGUCCAAGAAGAUCCUCUUAGUUUCAAUUCAGAAGCUUCUCAUAAGGAAGACAUCUAUGGGUUUUGGAAUGAAGUAGAGCAAAGUCCUGAAGAAUUCUCAUUGAGGUCCACGGAAGAACUAGCUGCUGGUAAACAAUCUAAAGAAUAUAUGCAUAAUGAACAAAAGCUCAGGGAUGAAACUUGUUUCUCUGAUUCCGUGCCAAAGUCUAGCAAUUUUCGAAGAAGCCCUGGGGUAUUGAAUGAAGAGUUUGCCUGCAAGAAUCAACGUUCUGGUGAAGUUCUUAAUGACCACAACAGAGUUGAAUUAGGAGGCAAGGACAAUGGAUUACAGAAUGUGUCUAGAUUUGGAGUAAAGGUGAAAUCAAUUCCAGGACAGCCACUCUUUGAAACACAUGUGGACUGUGGGAUUUCUGAAGACCACCUUGGAGCUGUUCCUACAGAAAGUAGUUUGCACGUAGAUAAGUCCGAAAUCAGUAAUAAAAAAGAUGUGUCACAGGAGAAAUUGGUGGCAGAUUCUGAGGAAGUAUCUUUUUGCAACACGUCAUCCAACAGAAGUAGGAACAUGCAAGGACCUUUAUCUGCAAGUUGGAAUGAUUCAUCUGUAGCGAGGGGCCAGUUACAUGCUCAAGAUAGUAAUGUUACUCCUGUUCAGAACAAUAUUAUCACUGAUCGUGAAAAGCUCAAGGAAACUGAUGAAUACAAACGAGCAAUGGAAGAAGAAAUGGAAUCCAGGCGGGCAGUCUUACGAGUUCAGGCAGAAGAGGUACAGAGAUUGCGCAAAAGGAAAAGAGCUGAAAGCUUGCGGUUAUUGGACAUGCAGAGAAGGCAAAAGCAACGUGUGGAGGAAGUAAGAGAGACUCAAAAGAAGGAUGAAGAAAAUCUGAACAUGAAAGACAAAUAUCGUGCUGAAGUAAGGAUGGAACUUAACAGACUGUCCUCUUGCAAUAGUAUGGCUUCUUUGCUUCACGGCUUGGGAUUACAAGUAGGGUCAUCAGGUGUCCGUCCUUUGCCACAGGAGGUGCAUGCUGCUUAUAAACGGGCAUUAUUGAAAUUUCACCCUGAUCGGGCAUCAAGAACUGACAUCCGCCAGAUGGUUGAAGCUGAGGAAAAAUUUAAGCUCAUAUCUCGCAUGAAGGAGAGACUUAUAACAACUACGUGGUACUGAACACAAAGUUAUGACCUUUCAACUCACUAUUCCCUAACUGCAGGAGAUAAAAAGGUUUGUUUUUUUUGGUUGUGAUGCAUCUGUGACAAGUCGUUAGUGUUAUCACUUGGCAUUUUUGAUCCCGACUUGAUGAUUAUCUAUUGUGAUAUAGUUGUAUUUAGCCACAGGAAAUCAUUGAUUCAAAUUUGAGAAUGUAAUAUCGAUUCUUUGGUUUAGUGUAAUUCCAGCUGCCAUAGUAAAAACUUGUACUGAAUUCUGUUGCACUGUUGCACACUGAACUUACAUGUUUCGUAGGACUUCGACUUUCGGUUUUUCCAAUACGAUCCUCUUACAUG
This is a messenger RNA of Argentina anserina (silverweed cinquefoil), 2587 nucleotides long. RefSeq lists its product as uncharacterized. The transcript is spliced from 5 exons. Bases 192 to 2252 code for a protein of 686 amino acids. The record is from RefSeq and is a predicted model, not a curated record. Lineage: Eukaryota; Viridiplantae; Streptophyta; Magnoliopsida; Rosales; Rosaceae.